UUGUAACAUGCAUCAUCAUAACAGAGAGAAACAGCGGAUCACAGUGUAAACUGGUGUAUCAUCAUGGAAAGGACUUUGAGAACAGAUGUGACUCCAGGUUCAGAUUAAUGACGGAGAAUCAGACUUUGUUCCUUCAUCUGAGCAGCUUGACCCCAGAGGACGAGGUGAACGUCACCUGUCGGUGUACAAGUCUUGAUGGAACAUUUCUUUUACGUCUCAAUGUCACUGUGGAAGAGGAGGCAAUCACCAGCAUCUCGUCUGAAGAGCUUAUUCCUUAUGUUGUAAUCGGUGUAAUUCUCUUCAUGGUUCCAUCUGGAGCGAUCCUGGGACUUAUCUGCAGAAACACUUGCAACGGACGACAACAGGAAGCCACCACCGGUCGUCCAGACGUGGAACCAGGAGACAUUGAGCCAUACAGCACCUUCACUCAGAGAGAGAGUUCUAGCUCAGUGCCUCUGCAACAUGUGAAAACCACCGGGAAAGAACCGUAUGUCGCUCCAGUGUGCGGAAGUACAACCAAGGCUAGCAUCGCAUUUGUACAGUGCACCAUCAUAACAAAGAGAAACAGCGGAUCACAGUGUCAACUGGUGUAUCUUCAAGGAAAGGACUUUAAUACCAGUUGUGACUCAAGGUUCAGAUUAAUGACGCAGAAUCCGACUGUGGUCCUUCAUCUGAGCAGCUUGACCCCAGAGGAUGAGGUGAACGUCACCUGUCAGUGUACAAGUCUGGAUGGAAAAUUUCUUCUGCGUCUCAAUGUCACUGUGGAAGAGGAGGCAAUCACCAGCAUCUCGUCUGAAGAGCUUAUUCCUAAUGUUGUAAUCGGUGUGAUUCUCAUCAUGGUUACAUCUGGAGCGAUCCUGGGACUUAUCUGCAGAAACACUUGCAACGGACGACAACAGGAAGCCACCAGCGGUCGUCCAGACGUGGUACUGAGCACCAAAACAUUUGUUUCUUAUCAGUUAAUCCAAUAACAAAAUGAAAACCUCUUUCUAACUGUGUGUUGCUCAACAAGGAACCAGGAGACAUUGAGCCAUACAGCACCUUCACACAGAGAGAGAGUGGACUUUAUUCUGUUGUUAAAAUAUCCAGAUUGAAUUCAUAUCACAUUUCAAGAAAGAAAGAAUUCUUGUGUGUUUGCAGGAGAUGAAACAGAUUCAGGGACAGAUCUGUAGCAUCUGCCUCCACGUGAUGCUUGUUUUCAUGUUGAUGUAACAAACUUAACUUUGAGUUUUAAUAGUUUUAAUCAAACUUGAUUGUUUCCCUUAUGUUGUA
This is a messenger RNA of Limanda limanda (common dab), 1272 nucleotides long. RefSeq lists its product as uncharacterized. The transcript is spliced from 7 exons. Bases 108 to 971 code for a protein of 287 amino acids. The record is from RefSeq and is a predicted model, not a curated record. Lineage: Eukaryota; Metazoa; Chordata; Actinopteri; Pleuronectiformes; Pleuronectidae.